Molecule: messenger RNA, 591 nt
Organism: Talaromyces proteolyticus
Lineage: Eukaryota; Fungi; Ascomycota; Eurotiomycetes; Eurotiales; Trichocomaceae
Exons: 1
Coding region: 1-591 (196 amino acids)
Source: RefSeq, a predicted model, not a curated record
AUGUCUCCUCAGUCUCGUCCACCGACACAUGGCCAGUUGGCCAAAGCCCUCCCAGGUCUCACGGCAUAUUUAACAGGCCACAAUCCUUCGACUGGGAGCACGACUAUCCAGGAGAGGCGACCAGCGAAAUGGCAGUCAAUCGAUGAGGGCGGAAUGGCGUUUAAUGUUCCAUUCACCACCUCAGAAUUCCCAGUAUCCAUGAACAACGACAUCGACAUCAUCAAGCAUGACGAGAGGUUGCAAUCGGGAAAUUUGGGCAUCGUUAACCCUGGAGGAACUGUCUUGCGCUUCGUAGACUUUGCCCCUGGGUUUGAAUCUAUGAUGCAUAGAACCAGAAGUCUUGAUUACGGUAUUGUUGUUGAAGGCGAGAUCGAAUUGAUUCUCGAUUCCGGCGAGAAACAACUUCUGCAGCGAGGUGAUGUUUGUGUCCAGAGGGGUACAAACCAUGCCUGGAAGAACCCCAGCAAAACAGAAUGGACCAGAGUAGUUUACAUUCUACAAGAUUCUCAGGCGGUGGAACUUGGAGGGAAGCCUCUGAAGGAGUAUCUGGGGCGAAGUGAAGGAGAGAUCCCGGCUAGUGGAAAUGAUUAA